This is a messenger RNA of Acanthochromis polyacanthus (spiny chromis), 2398 nucleotides long. RefSeq names its product guanosine monophosphate reductase (gene gmpr). Gene Ontology annotation, molecular function: GMP reductase activity. The transcript has 9 exons. NCBI's taxonomy places the organism in Eukaryota, Metazoa, Chordata, Actinopteri, Pomacentridae. Gene Ontology annotation, cellular component: GMP reductase complex. Gene Ontology annotation, biological process: nucleotide metabolic process. The record is from RefSeq and is a predicted model, not a curated record. The coding region runs from base 386 to 1423 and encodes 345 amino acids.
AGUGCUUCCAUGUGUGUGUAUGUGUGUGUGUGUGUGAGUGUGUGUGUGGAUGCGUCAGCAGAUGGGACAGCCUGCCAGCUCAGCCACUGCUGCUGCUGCCACUCUGCUGAAGGAGAAGGGGGAGAGAGAGACCAGGCUGGAGGAGAGGAGGGAGAAAGAGAGAGAGAGAGAGAGAGGGAGGGAGAGAGAGUCCAGGCCCAAAUAAAGUCAUGGGGGCCAGGGCUGGGCUGGGCACCCUUUUCAUAUAAAUACGCUGGCCGCCUGGAGGUUCGGGUUUGGUGGUUGGGGCUUGGGACCGGCGACCACCACUGCUGCUGCAAUCCUCCUCAGGGGAGUCUCCUCCUCACCAUCCUCAUCCUGGUCAUCACUGCUCUGGCCAUCCAAGAUGCCUCGAGUGGACGCAGACCUCAAGCUGGACUUUAAGGAUGUCCUGUUCAGACCCAAGAGGAGCAGCCUGAAGAGCCGCUCAGAGGUGGAUCUUCAGAGGACCUUCACAUUCCGCAACUCCAAACAGACCUACACUGGCAUCCCCAUCAUCGCUGCCAACAUGGACACCACAGGGACGUUUGAGAUGGCACAAGUGCUCAGCAAACACACCCUCUUCACAGCUAUUCAUAAACACUACUCUGUAGAAGACUGGAAAAACUUUGCUGCUAGUCAUCCAGAAUGUUUAGAGCAUGUAGCUGCUAGCUCAGGAAGCGGAAAUGCAGAUCUGGAGAAGCUGUGUGCCAUCCUGGAAGCGGUCCCUUCCCUUAAGUACAUCUGUCUGGACGUGGCCAACGGCUACUCCGAGUACUUUGUAGAGUUUGUCAAGACGGUCAGAGGAAAGUUCCCCAAACACACCAUCAUGGCUGGUAACGUGGUAACGGGGGAGAUGGUGGAGGAGCUCAUCCUGUCUGGGGCUGACAUCAUCAAAGUGGGCAUCGGGCCAGGUUCUGUGUGCACGACAAGAAUCAAGACCGGCGUGGGCUACCCACAGCUCAGCGCGGUUAUAGAGUGUGCAGACUCAGCUCACGGACUCAAAGGACACAUCAUCUCUGAUGGUGGCUGCAGCUGCCCAGGAGAUGUAGCCAAAGCCUUUGGUGCCGGGGCCGACUUUGUAAUGAUGGGAGGGAUGCUGGCGGGCCACGAUCAGUGCUCUGGGGAGGUGAUUGAGAAGAACGGGAAGAAAUACAAACUCUUCUACGGCAUGAGCUCUGACACAGCCAUGAAGAAGUACGUCGGUGGAGUUGCUGAGUACAGGGCAUCUGAGGGGCGGACGGUGGAGGUUCCCUACAGAGGAGACGUGGAAAACACCAUCCGUGACGUGUUGGGAGGACUCCGCUCCACCUGCACCUACGUCGGUGCUGCCAAACUCAAAGAGCUGAGCAGGAGAACCACCUUCAUCCGAGUCACACAACAGUCGAGCCACAUGUUCGCCUAGGAGGGAGAACAGCCAUCGACACAGCAGGCACAGGAUGCAUAAUGUGUAUUGUACACUACAGUUCAAAAGUUUGGGAUCACUUGGAAAUGUCCGUGAUAACAUUAAUCAGAAAUACAGUCUAGACAUUGUUAAUGAGGUAAAUGACUAUUCUAGCUGGAAACGGCUGAUUUUUAAUGGAAUAUCUCCAUAGGGUUACAGAGGAACAUUUCCAGCAACCAUCACUCCUGUGUUCUAAUGCUACAUUGUGUCAGCUAAUGGGGUUGAAAGGAUAAUUGAGGACUAGAAAACCCUUGUGCACUUAAGUUAGCACAUGGACAAAAGUGUGAGUUUUCACAAAAAACAUGAAAUUGUCUGGGUGGCCCUAAACUUUUGAACUGUUGUGUACAUGUUGUGUGCAAUAAGCAGGACUGUGUUGUAACAGAUACACACGCUCACUUCAUGAUCACCCAACCUGUUUCUCUCAGGAUAUCUGCUCUCACAAACCUCCCAGCCCCUGAAGGUUGCAAUUAAAGAAAGUUCGACUUGAAUUCUCCCAGAGGGAUCGCAGGGCUCCAUUCAACUUGUUCUGGACAUGAGUGUGUUUACAUGCUUACACACACACCAUCAUGUGCUGUUGUAAUGUGAAGAUACUGUGUUUUGGAUGCCAAUUUACCACUUUCAAACACCUGGAUAAAUGCUUCCUUGUUGAGGGAAAUGGGAACAAAAGAACAUUGGUAUUUCAAAAAUCUUCACAGCAGUUGGGAUUUCUCUAUAUCCACAGCAUAUACGAAUGUGAACCAACACAUGUAAACACACUCAGCACGAGGAAGCUGGAACUAGUGCUAAGAUCAUUAUGGGGAAACUAUUCUACUGAGCUGUAUUUUGAAAUGAAUGUGCAAAUGCAAUAUGCAAGAACCAGAGACUCCUCCCUUUAAGUGUCACUGAAGAACUCGUGUCGCAAUAAACUGCAUGCAGAACCCUCUGCUAACUUCCUCA